CGGCGGGAGGGGCCGGGAGGGCCGGAGUGAGCGGCGGCCGCAGCUGCAGCAGGACGGCCCGCCGGCGGCUCGGGGCCGCGCGCCGGGAACCUCGCGGGGCGGGCGGGCGCGGCACCCCCUGCCUGGCGGCCUGCGCCUGGCGGGGAGGCGGCCCACGCGUGACGGGACCAGCAGCAUGAGCAGCGGCUACAGCAGCCUGGAGGAGGACGCCGAGGACUUCUUCUUCACCGCCAGAACCUCCUUUUUCAGGAGAGCGCCCCAGGGCAAGCCCCGCGCCGGCCAGCAAGAUGUGGAGAAAGAGAAGGAAACCCACAAUUACCUCAGCAAAGAGGAAAUCAAAGAGAAAGUUCAUAAAUACAACCUGGCUGUCACAGACAAGUUGAAGAUGACCUUGAAUUCAAAUGGGAUUUACACUGGCUUCAUUAAAGUCCAGAUGGAGCUCUGCAGACCCCCUCAGACUUCUGGAAAACUCGCUCCCGGUAGCAAUGGCUGUAUGAACACGCUUCACAUCAGCAGCAUGAACACCGUCGGGGAAGUGAUCGAGGCCCUGCUCAAGAAGUUUCUUGUGACCGAGAGCCCUGCCAAGUUUGCACUUUAUAAGCGUUGUCAUAGGGAAGACCAAGUCUACGCCUGUAAGCUUUCGGACCGGGAGCAUCCGCUCUACCUGCGUUUGGUGGCUGGGCCCAGAACAGACACGCUGAGUUUUGUUCUUCGUGAACAUGAAAUUGGAGAGUGGGAAGCCUUCAGCCUUCCAGAGCUACAGAAUUUCUUGCGGAUCUUGGACAAGGAGGAGGACGAGCAGCUGCAGAGCCUGAAGCGGCGCUACGCGGCCUACCGCCAGCAGCUGGAGGCGGCCCUGAGCGAGGUGCGGACGCCCGGCUAGGCGCGCCCUCCCCUGCCGCCCCUGGCCGAGAGGCGCGGGACCUGCGUGCGCAGCCCCAGCCGGGGUCUCUCUCGCGGGGUGGGGGGGCCGUCCUCGCGCCCCGUGACGCCGGGGGCCUGCCCCCUCGGACCCCCGGCUCUAGUCCCCGCCGCCUUCCGGCCUUUCCCGGCGGGGCGGCUGCUGCCCGUCCGACGACCCCGCGGGCUCACCUCUCGGCAAGCUGUGAAUCUGUGGUCUCCCCUCUGGGGCCAUCUAGGCGGCCUGGAAGCACGACUCUGGGUUUUGUUUGGUUUAUCUUUCUUCCGUACUUUGUUUUCGUUGAUUAUGUGAUGGUGAAGUGGAGCUGAAGGACGUGCAGAUGAUUUUUUUUUUUUUAAAGCUUAAUAAGGAAUCUCUCUGAAGACUGUCCUGUGUUGAAACUACCUGUCCGUUUUCUGUUUUCGGUCUUGAAAUGUCCGAGGAAGCG
Mustela lutreola (European mink) is the source of this 1349-nucleotide messenger RNA. It is a transcript of the gene RASSF3, whose product is annotated as Ras association domain family member 3. Bases 176 to 883 code for a protein of 235 amino acids. Lineage: Eukaryota; Metazoa; Chordata; Mammalia; Carnivora; Mustelidae. The transcript is spliced from 5 exons. Gene Ontology annotation, biological process: signal transduction. The record is from RefSeq and is a predicted model, not a curated record. Gene Ontology annotation, cellular component: cytoplasm.